Molecule: messenger RNA, 1498 nt
Organism: Coturnix japonica (Japanese quail)
Lineage: Eukaryota; Metazoa; Chordata; Aves; Galliformes; Phasianidae
Gene: GFUS
Product: GDP-L-fucose synthase
Biological process (GO): nucleotide-sugar biosynthetic process
Molecular function (GO): GDP-L-fucose synthase activity
Source: RefSeq, a predicted model, not a curated record
GGGGGGGGGGGGGGGGAAGCAGCAGGAAACGCGGCUGCAGCGGAGCCGGAGCCUGAACUGAAAGUACAGGGCUUUAGCCAUGACGGAGGCUCUGGAAGCAAAACCCAAACGUAUCCUGGUGACUGGGGGCACCGGUUUGGUGGGCAGAGCCAUCCAGGAGGUGGUGGCCAAUGGAGAGGGGAGGCCGGAUGAGGAGUGGGUCUUCGUGUCCUCCAGAGACGCCGACUUGACGAAUGCUGUGGAGACCAAAGCUCUCUUUGAGAAGCAUAAACCCACCCACGUCAUCCACCUGGCUGCUAUGGUUGGGGGCCUCUUCAAAAACAUCCGCUGCAACCUGGAUUUUUGGAGGAGGAACAUCCACAUCAACGACAACGUCCUGCAUUCUGCAUAUGAGUGUGGGGUGCUGAAGGUGGUCUCCUGCCUCUCCACGUGCAUCUUCCCAGACAAGACGACGUACCCCAUUGAUGAGACCAUGAUCCACAACGGGCCACCACACAGCUCCAAUUUCGGCUACUCCUAUGCCAAGAGGAUGAUCGAUGUCCAAAACAGGGGUUACUUUGAACAAUAUGGCUGUCGCUUCACCGCCGUCAUCCCCACCAACGUCUUCGGGCCUCACGACAACUUCAACAUUGAGGAUGGCCACGUGCUACCAGGCCUCAUCCAUAAGGUGUACCUGGCCAAACAGGAUGGCUCUGCUUUGACUGUAUGGGGCACAGGCAAGCCCCGAAGACAGUUUAUCUACUCUUUGGAUCUGGCCCGGCUCUUCAUUUGGGUUCUACGGGAAUACGAGGAGGUGGAGCCCAUUAUUUUGUCAGUGGGAGAAGAAGAGGAAGUCUCCAUCAGAGAGGCUGCAGAAGCAAUCGUGGAGGCCAUGGACUUCAAGGGAGAGCUCGUCUUCGACACAACCAAGGCUGAUGGGCAGUUCAAGAAGACCGCCAGCAACGCCAAGCUCAGGCACUACCUCCCCAACUUCCAAUUCACGCCCUUCAGACAAGCUGUGAAGGAGACCUGCGCCUGGUUCAGCACCAACUACGCCAGCGCUAGGAAGUGAUGGAGCGGUGCACGCGCGUCCUUUAUAACUCAGGGUUAUCCUUUGCUGGGGCAGAGGAUGGGGUUUGGGAGCUGACAGUGAUGUUUCCAAAGCAAAAUGUGUGCCAGGAUCCUGGGUAUGCAAGGAGACAGGGGGAAAUAAUAGCGACAAAUCAAGUAGCAUCUUCUAUAGAAAAGACCCUACUCAGGUAACACCCCCUUCCUACCUGCUGUAGGGUGCAGACCCCACCGAGGGCUUUGGGAGGCAGAUUGGGGGUCCCGAAGGUGAAGCUGCCCCCCAGAUAGAUCCCAAAUGGGGCAGGAGCAGCAGACACUAUGGCUGGAUUGAUCACAGUCAUCCCUGGGGCACGGGCUGGCAGCUCUUAUAAUGGACUACACUACUAAUUAUGCAUCAUUAGGUUGUAAUAAAGGAGCUGAUUGAGGCUGUUACUGCAGUACAGGAAUCACA